Molecule: messenger RNA, 2359 nt
Organism: Drosophila suzukii
Lineage: Eukaryota; Metazoa; Arthropoda; Insecta; Diptera; Drosophilidae
Product: apoptosis-inducing factor 3
Cellular component (GO): cytoplasm
Molecular function (GO): flavin adenine dinucleotide binding; oxidoreductase activity, acting on NAD(P)H; 2 iron, 2 sulfur cluster binding
Source: RefSeq, a predicted model, not a curated record
CCACUCCGUUUCCAUUAAUCUCGUCUCCACGGCACAGACCUGUUGCACGCUCUCACGUUCUCUCCUUCCACGCGAUUCCAGUUGUUUUGUUUUUGUUAUAGUUCUUGUGAGAGUGGUGGCAACCCUAUCGAGCAGCUCUAAACUUGGCCAAAACGCACGUAGGCGUCAAAAACCUUCUAGGAAUAUUUGAGCUUGAAUCCAGAAACUCCUUGAGAAUACUCAACGCACAGCCGUUUUCGAAUCCUUUGCACAACAGCCGCCUACACACAAUGGGUUCCAUCAAUUGCAAGGAGUACAAGACCACGGGCAGCACCCCCAAAAAAGAAAAAUCUACAGGUGGUGCCGUGGGUUCCUACCAGUCCAAGUGCAGCAACCAGAGUCCCAGUACAACCAUGUCGACGGAUGCCUCCUCGCCGGACUCGGAGUAUACCAGUGCGGUACCCGUGAACUGCAAUGUCGCGGAACUAAAGGAGAACGAGAUGAAGCAGGUGGACUUCGAUGAGGACACUCGCGUGCUGGUGGUAAAGCAGAACGAUCGCCUGCUGGCGGUGGGAGCCAAAUGCACCCACUAUGGAGCUCCGCUUCAGACUGGAGCCCUGGGAUUGGGUCGCAUCCGCUGUCCCUGGCACGGCGCCUGCUUCAAUCUGGAGAAUGGCGACAUUGAGGAUUUCCCCGGACUCGAUUCCCUUCCCUGCUAUCGCGUGGAGGUGAGCAACAAGGGACAGGUGCUCCUCCGAGCCAAGCGAUCGGAUCUGGCCAACAACAAGCGACUCAAGAACAUGGUCCGACGCAAGCCGGACGAUCAGCGAGUGUUCAUCGUGGUCGGCGGUGGUCCUUCGGGCGCUGUGGCAGUGGAGACCAUACGACAGGAGGGCUUCACCGGCCGCCUAAUCUUCGUGUGCCGCGAGGACUACCUGCCCUACGAUCGCGUCAAGAUCUCCAAGGCCAUGAACCUGGAGAUCGAGCAGCUGCGGUUCCGCGACGAGGACUUCUACAAAGAGUAUGACAUCGAAGUGUGGUCGGGAGUGGCCGCCGAGAAACUAGAUUCGGCCCAGAAGGAGCUGCACUGCAGCAAUGGCUAUGUGGUGAAGUACGACAAGAUCUACCUGGCCACAGGCUGCUCCGCCUUCCGGCCGCCCAUCCCUGGAGUCAAUUUGCAGAACGUGCGCACAGUCCGCGAGUUGGCCGACACCAAGGCCAUAUUGGCAUCGAUAACCCUCGAGUCCCGCGUCGUCUGCCUGGGAUCCAGCUUCAUCGCUUUGGAGGCUGCUGCUGGGCUCGUCUCCAAAGUUCAAAGCGUCACGGUGGUGGGCCGCGAGAAUGUCCCACUGAAGGCCGCCUUCGGCGCGGAGAUUGGUCAGCGGGUGCUCCAGCUGUUUCAGGACAACAAGGUGGUCAUGCGCAUGGAAAGUGGCAUCACCGAGAUCGUUGGCGACGAGGAGGGCAAGGUGACUGAGGUGGUGCUGGUCGACGGCACUCGUCUUCCCUGCGACCUGCUUAUUCUGGGCACUGGCUCCAAGCUUAAUACUCAAUUCCUGGCCAAGUCGGGCGUGAAGGUCAAUCGCAACGGGUCCGUAGACGUCACCGAUUUCCUGGAGUCUAAUGUGCCCGAUGUAUAUGUGGGCGGCGACAUAGCCAACGCCCACAUCCACGGACUGGCCCACGAUCGCGUAAACAUCGGGCAUUACCAGCUGGCCCAAUACCACGGACGGGUGGCGGCCAUCAACAUGUGCGGCGGGGUCAAGAAGCUGGAGGCCGUGCCCUUCUUCUUCACCCUGAUCUUCGGCAAGGGCAUCCGGUAUGCCGGGCACGGAUCCUACAAGGAUGUCAUCAUCGACGGCAGCAUGGAGGACUUCAAGUUCGUCGCCUACUUCAUCAACGAGGCGGAUACGGUGACGGCGGUGGCUUCCUGCGGUCGUGAUCCGAUCGUGGCCCAGUUUGCCGAGCUCAUCUCGCAGGGCAAAUGCCUCGGACGUGGCCAAAUCGCUGACCCAGCCACCCGCGAGGACUGGACUAAGAAGCUCGGCGAACCGGUGCCCCAAGUUCGUUAAAUAAUCAACUAUAUGUGUGUAUUACCCCUGAGAUUUGUUGUUAUAUGUAUAUAUUAAUGAAAUCGUUGAGUAUUCAUUAUAUACUCCUACUAUGCAAAACACUUAAGAAGUGUCAUUUUAUCUGUGUAUAUUUAUAAUUGUAGUCCGAGGAACUUCCUUGAGUUCCUGCCGCAGUUGCCACUUUUGGCCCCCCAGAGAUCAAAGUUGUAAGCUUUUUAUUCCCUUGCCACACAAUGUAUUUUUUUGAGUCAUAUUGGUUUAUUUUUGCUAAAUAAAGUGUUUUAACGAUGUCGUAAUUCCAGUUAAAA